CGAGAGGCGUCCACAUCUUGUCUCUGCUCCUCAUCAUCUGCGACCAUGAGCGGUAGUCACUCCCCUCCUGCUGGCUCGUCAUCCGGCGAUAUCGCAGGACGUUCGGCCACGCCGUCGUCAUCGUCCAAUGGCAACACCAACAUCGGCACCAAUCGACGCAUCUCGCACGGGGCAAACAGCGCUGCCCACUCCCUGUUGCCUCGCUCUUCAGGCGCCGGACCAUCCGCUGCCGGAUCUUCCUCUGGCGCCAAUACGCCUACAGCAAGCAAUGCAGCUUCCUCCUCGUCCACCUCACAUCGCUCAUCGGCUGCCAACUCUCCUCGUCGCGCUUUGGCCACGCCUUCCGCGGCACCUAAUGCAUCCAACUACCGCAUACAGAGCAUCGCGAGCACUCAACCCGCGCAGAUUCCAAGCAGUGGCGCCCCUUCAUCUUCUAUGCCAGCCGCCAGCCCAACUGCAACACCUCCGAUGUUUGGCUCCUACUCUGGCGGCCCGCCCUCCCUCUUUACCAUGGCUGCGCCUGGCGGUGGUCAGCCAUCGGCGACAUCCACCCGCCCUGCCACGAAUCUUGGCUUCUGGAGAGCGCCCAAUCGGCCGGUCACCACCCAGCACCAUCAUCAUCAUCAGGGCCAAUACGGCAGCCCAUUCUAUCCUACACAAGCGCCACAGCGCUGGCUAGCCCCAGCAAUGGCGGACCCAGCAGGUUGGGCAGGCAACCUUGCCACCUCGAAGCUAGUGGCAGGCUUCCAGGAACACAAUCUCCUCUCCUUCAGCUGGGUGAUCAAGGAUCUGCGCUUGCUCCGUGAGGAAGUAGAAAAUUCGCCCGCAUCAUCCCUCGAUGAAGCCGGCCGAUCAGUCAGCGCGGGCGCAGGUCGCUCUGAGAUCUGGACGACGCAGCCCCUCUUCGGUGACGGCAAGUGGAAGCUGGAACUCGUUCGCACAAGUCGGGAUGGCACCACAGUCCUUUCUGCCUACCUGACGUCCAUGGUCAUCGAGUCCGGCGCGCAAGAUGCUUCCCUCACAGCGAGCGUGAUGCUAGGCAUCCGCCUGCCUUCGACCGCCCAGCCGUCGACGAGCUCAGGCUGGGUCUGGAGCCAUUUCACACAUUUCACCUUCGACCGCGACGCCGAGUUUUUUGAAUGUCACGAGCUGCCUAGUCUCAGUGAGCUACUCAAUCAGCAUGCAGAGGUGGCGAAAGCCAACUGCUUUGAGCUCGUUGUCCAGCUCGGGACUGGGCCGCACUUGGCCAUUCCGAGUGAGGAUGCACCGACGAGGAGACUGCCCUUCCAGCUGCCUGAGUCGCGCUUUGUACCAGACUCGAUUGUUGCUGGGCUCGAGGGCAUGGUCGACAGCGCUACCACGGGUGAUGUGGCUCUGAUCGUGAGGGAAAGGGGCGUCGUCUUGCUUGCAUCGGAUGAGGAGGUUGGGCCUGAUUUCGAGGUGCUGCCUUGGGCCGUUGGCAAGCCGAUGCCCGGGACUAUCACGCGAGAAGACGUGGCAGCAGAAGCAGCUGGAGGAGAAGACACGGAUGCGACGCAUCAUGCUCACGGUCGCACCGACUCAGAUGGAUCGGAAGGUCGCUCCGCCGAGAUCGUGGUCAGGGACCGUGUCAUAUGGGCGCACUCCUCCAUCCUUCGCUCCCGCAGCGAUUACUUCCGUACCAUGCUUGACUCAGGCUUCUCUGAAGGCUCGGCUGUCGGCGGUGGAGAAGACACGAUGACGUCGUACGGCGGCCGCACCGUGCGAGUACUGCGCAUCCCUGAUGCCGACUAUGCUACGGCCUUCGCUUUGGUGCGUUAUUUUUACGUCGGAGAGAUCGACUUCAUGGAAGACGAGGAUGUGCGGAGCGUCACCUUCGACGAUGAGUGGGCGACGGCUGUCAGUGGCAGCAGCGCGCCUGGCAUGAGUAAUAGCGGCAAUCCGGUGUGGGAAUGGCGCAGUUUGGCGCAGAUUGCUGGAGAGCUAGGCCAGGAUUACCAUCACCAUCACGGCAGCAGCAGCCAGGAUUCCUUUGGAUCCCUGCGCGCUUCAACAUCGUCAUCAAAUCUGUCCUGCGGUCGUAAGUCGUGGGGGCAGGCCACCUCGUCUCGGCGCUCCACCUCGUCCAUGGACAAUCGCUCUGACGGCGCCUCAACACCUCGCCAUCAUCGCAGCGGUAGCUCGGCGAGCAAUGCUAGCAGCAGCAAUGCUUUGAUGCCGGAGGGCGCGACGUCGAUGUCGCUGUCUUCGCAAGCAGGACCGUCUUCUUCGCCGUCAUCUUCCCUCCUCGCCUCCCUCCUGCAAUCUGAUCCCCACUCUCACCCACCUUCGGGCAUCCCACCCAGUCCCUCGGCCUCGUCUCUGGCAAUCUACAAGUUGGCGCAUCGCUUCCACCAAACAACUCUCUCCUCCCUCGCGCAAGCUCAUCUGCUCGCCACCCUCCACCCCGCCCGCAACGCGUUCCCUGCACUUUUGGCAACGCAUCUCUACCCGACGUUGCAUGCUGCAGUGAGGGACGCUGUGCUGGAAGCGUGGGGCGAGGUGAGUGAGAGCAAGGAGUUUGAGAGAUGCUGCGAUGAGGUUGGACAGGGCGAGUGGGGAGUUCACGCAGGACGGGCGAUUAGAGGAUUCAUGAGAGCGUUGGCUGAUCACAAUGGUGGUGGGAGCGGGAAUGGCAGCAGCAUUAGCAGCCGUGGCGGGGCGCGUGACGGUAGUCGCAGCAUGGCUGGCCGAGCGUGAGGUCGUUCAGCCCAAAUAUCACGGUAGCAUGAUGACGUGCGAUCUAACGAUUACUGCAUGUAUACGAAGCCCGGCCAGCGAGCUCUCUCGCUCGUGUUGUGGAAAGGGCCGAUGAGCCCGGCGCUACGAUACCCUCUCUCUCUGACUUCCCUUCUCAAUUCUAACAAUUUCCGAUGAUUCCUCUCGCCCUGUCUGCCUUCCCUCUCACCUCCGCCCGCGCCUCACUUCCUUAUGAGGUCAAGAAAUUCCUGCCUCGUCUUCUGGCGAUCUCUAAAGCUGCCCAACAUGCAGCUCGUGACCGUGGAGCUUCCUACCUUCUGCACUCCCCUCAU
Jaminaea rosea is the source of this 3050-nucleotide messenger RNA. RefSeq lists its product as hypothetical. Gene Ontology annotation, molecular function: ubiquitin protein ligase binding. Gene Ontology annotation, cellular component: cytoplasm. Bases 46 to 2718 code for a protein of 890 amino acids. The record is from RefSeq and is a predicted model, not a curated record. NCBI's taxonomy places the organism in Eukaryota, Fungi, Basidiomycota, Exobasidiomycetes, Microstromatales. The transcript has a single exon. Gene Ontology annotation, biological process: proteasome-mediated ubiquitin-dependent protein catabolic process; regulation of proteolysis.